UUCCGCUAUCGGGUGCUCUGAGUUCGACUGUGCAUGUCUGCUCAGGCUGAACAAUGGAUACACACACACACACACACACACACACACGUGGUCCCACCGGUAACAGUGUCUGUAAUUCCUGGAGGUGAUGAUGGGUUUUAAACAGAAGCGAGGCUCCUCUGUGUCGUUGUGUGAUGUGGUGUGUAAGAAGUUGAAGGUGAAUGGAGAACAUGAUGAUCCCCUACAGGAUGAGGAACCUCCCGGUCUCUCUCGUCCUGCUGAUCAGCUCUGUGGCACGAUCAGUGUGAAGGACGUGUCUGACUUACUGCAGUACAUCACGCUGAGGAAACACCAUGAUGUGAAGAAACCCAGAUGGUGUCAUCUCCAUCAGGAGGACAGGGUGGAGAAGGUGCACAUGGUUGUGCUGGAGGGCGUGUCCCAGCUCCACUUCUACACGUACUAUUCACAGUUUAAACAUCUUCGCUCCAAGUACACUACUAGAUGUACCUUAGCGCCCCCUUCAGGUGACCUCCUGUCUGAUCUGUUCGACACGGAACUCUCGGCUCCUGAUGUCUCAUUUGUGUCUGGAUCAGAGCUCCACACAGCGCCACCUGCAGCCUAUGUGUGCAGUCACCCAGUGGUCCGGCACUAUGGGAUGAAGAUGAAGGGGAUGAGCAGCUACCUGCUGACUGAGCAGGAGAGGAUUAAAAAGAACUUUCCUGUAAAAGGUGGGCGGGGCUUUGAGUCGUUUGUCUGCACACAGACUGAUGAUCAUGUGACCGACUGCAGCCCUCUGUACGGUCUGGACUGUGAGAUGUGUAUCACACAGCAAGGUCCGGAGUUGACCCGUGUUGCCAUGGUGACCAGCAGUGGGCAGUGUGUAUUAGACGAGCUGGUCAAACCAUUUAACACCAUCAUCAACUACUGCACCAGGUUCUCAGGGAUCACACGCUCCAUGCUGAAGAACGUAACCACAAGACUUCAUGAUGUCCAGAGGAAACUCCUGACUCUGUUGCCACCAAACGCGGUGCUGGUCGGACACUCACUUGAACACGACCUGCACGCCCUCAGACUGAUCCACCCACACGUAAUAGACACAUCAGUGCUUUACCGCAGAGAGUUUGGACAGAAAUUCAAGCUGAAACUUUUAGCCGAUGUCAUUCUGAAGAGAGAGAUUCAGAGUGAACAGAACAGGGGUCAUGACCCAUGUGAGGAUGCAUGUGCUGCACUGGACCUCGCUCACUAUUUCAUUAACAAGGGACCAAGACAGGUUGUUGAAUGCCAUCUUCAGGAUCUUUGGGGAACUGAACCUUCUCCUGUAAAUGAAGUUCUGAUUGAAUCAAUAAACAAACACACUGCUAGGUCUUUCCUGUUUGGACACGCCCUCCAUAAGGCCGGUGUACCAGCUCUGGUUCUUGGCCAAUCAGAUUUUCUUAACAGUGUCUCCUCCAAUCAUCUGUGGCGUAGACAUUACUCUAACUCUGAUAAAGAGUGUGUAAGUGUGUUUCAGCGUGUGUGUGAGUCUUACACUCUCAGUUUGGUCCAAUUCUCAUCUCUGUCAGAACAUCUAAGGAAACAUCCAACAGGAGAAAAAUACACACUGCAACAGAUGGCAUUGAGGUUGAAACUGAUGUGUGUCGUGUUUGUUGGACCGUUACCACACACUUACACAGAGAAGAACAUACACACACUGCUGAAGCCCUACGGUCCACUGCGCUCAGUCAGACUACUGUACAGUACACACACGCUGCAUGCUGUAGUGGAGUUUCAGCAUUUAGAAGGAGCUCAUCUCGCUAUGCAGACCCACUCCAGUCUCCAUAUACAGGACACCACGAUCAAGCUGCAGCGUCCAGUUAGUGCACUGACUCUGGAUCUGGAAUUAUUCCUUGCUGAACUACAAAAUGACCUCCAGAACAGUAACGUGGUCUACGUCGGCCGGUCGUCACGACGACACCAUCACCAGGAUGACCUCCUAAAGGCUUUCAGUGCAUUUGGUUCGGUUUAUGACAUCACACCUGCCGAGGCUUCUGAAAAACGUCAACGACACACACGCUUCAAGUUUGUCCGCUCUGACAGUGUAGGUGUUGCCCUCGACUCCGGAGUCCAGGUGGGAAACAGGAAGUUACACCUGUGUCGCUCUCUCACACCCUCUCACAUGCACAGCUGGACACACACACACCCUGUUACCAUGAUGACACACAGAGAUACAGCACAGUCAGAGGAGUGGACAGUAAGUGAGGGGGCAGAGCCUGCAGGUCUCGCCUGUGCACAGGAUGGAGAGAUGCAGGCUGUAAUGAGAAGACUGGACAGGAGAGUGGGGAAAAUGUUCAGGACCAUGGAGAGAUGCACUCAGCAUAGUCAUCCUCCCAGGGGUUAUACGCGAUGGAGUGGAAUACCCUGGCCUCUGUUUCCUUCAGGUGAAGCAGGUCUAGGUUACCAGACCUCACCUCAGGAUCACCACAGCAACCAGACCUCAGUCCAUGAACUUGAUUUCAGUGUGUGUAGUUGCAGGUUAUAGUGUGAUAUUCAUUUAUACACACUGAACUUGAAACAAAACUGGACUGAUUAUAGACCUGUUCGUUCGUUCUCUCUCUCUCUCUCACACUCACACACACAGAGAGAGAGAUAGAUAGAUACUGUUAAAUGAAUAGAAUAUUGUUAAUGUAAUCAGUUUUUGUAUGCAAAUGACAUUUUAAGGUUUUUAUGAUUAAAUCUGUCCUGGAAAAGUCUUAUAUAAAAUAAUCAAGGAUAAA
Molecule: messenger RNA, 2732 nt
Organism: Silurus meridionalis
Lineage: Eukaryota; Metazoa; Chordata; Actinopteri; Siluriformes; Siluridae
Product: RNA exonuclease 5-like
Exons: 21
Coding region: 128-2497 (789 amino acids)
Cellular component (GO): nucleus
Molecular function (GO): exonuclease activity; RNA binding
Source: RefSeq, a predicted model, not a curated record